This is a messenger RNA of Eucalyptus grandis, 471 nucleotides long. Its product is annotated as TMV resistance protein N-like. The record is from RefSeq and is a predicted model, not a curated record. Gene Ontology annotation, biological process: signal transduction. Lineage: Eukaryota; Viridiplantae; Streptophyta; Magnoliopsida; Myrtales; Myrtaceae. The transcript has a single exon. The coding region runs from base 1 to 471 and encodes 156 amino acids.
AUGUCCAGACAGCCACUCUAUGAAGUGUUCGUGAGUUUCAGAGGGGCGGACAUGCGUAGGGGCAUCACUGAUUUCUUGUACACCAUGUUGAUUGAUGUUGGGAUUAGCAUCUUUGGGGACGAGGAAGAACUGGAGAUUGGCGAAGAAAUCCAUCCCCAGCUGAUCCGGAAAAUAGAGCAGUGCAAGAUAUCACUACCCAUCAUCUCCGAGAAGUACGCAUCCAGCAAGAGCUGCCUAAUGGUAUUGAAGCAAGUGUUGCAGUGCAUGGACAAGAAGAAUCACAUCAUCAUCCCCAUAUUCUACUAUGUCCACCCGACGGAUGUCCGCCACUGCAGGGGCCCUUUGGCGUGGGCCUUGCCCGAGCACCAGAAGCGCAACGGGGACGGCAGUUUCCUUUAUCACUGGGUGUCUGCUUUCCAUCGGAUCAGAAAGUUAGACGGACACCAUCUCCACGAAAAGAUUGUAGUGUAA